Hydatigera taeniaeformis is the source of this 909-nucleotide messenger RNA. The record is from the annotation of a GenBank genome assembly. NCBI's taxonomy places the organism in Eukaryota, Metazoa, Platyhelminthes, Cestoda, Cyclophyllidea, Taeniidae.
AUGACCGCCAUAGUAAAUCACGUCCCCGGUCAAAUAAGUCAAAUUCUGGCAAUACGAGAUAAGUUCAUUGAAAUCUCAAAGCAGUCUGAUGAGAAGCUCACUGCAAUGAUAGAAGCUGCAAAGGAUUUUCGCAGUGGCAUGGAACCACUGAAGAAGGAAGUUGAUCAGCUUCAGACCCGGGUUAAAAACCUUCAGUACUGCAUCGAGGGUCUGUCUCAUGUACAAAACUUCUACAAGACUGGACGCGAGGUUGAACAAACCAUAAUUCAAGGACCAUCAGUAUCCCUCACUAACUACCUGAAAGCGAUGGAUCGUAUAAAGGAUUCUCUUGUUUAUUUCAACCAGAAUAAUACCGAACAUUUGGAGUAUACGCGACUUAGCACUCUUCUAUCCAACGGUCUGAAAGCAUUGCAGAAGUACUUUGAUGACAUACUCAACCAAUCCUUUACUCCGAUGCCCCCAGAUUUGCUUUACGCGCUAGCAGAAAAAGAGGAUGCAAUCUCUUUGGAUGGUAAUAGAGCUGAUGAUGCUUCUGCUGUCCCUCUCGAGUGCGACUCCAUCUCCGAAGUGUGUAUUUCUAACAUGCAGGAUAUCUCCACGUGGCUACGUAGAGCCACUUCAUUGGGCACUUCGACUGCACUGGGGUCCACUGGGGAGGAGCAGAAGUCGCGCCACCACUUGGCUCGGAUAUUCCAUGCGGAAGUUGCCGAUUCGGCUGCAACAGAAGGCUAUCAGCUACCUCCAUCUUUGGCACAGUACUGCGAUUUCAGAAAGGACUUAAUGCGUGUCACUCUGGUUAAACUUCGUGAGUAUCAAAAGACUCUGGAGAAGAAUACACAAAAUGUACGUGGUCGUCCUGGCUCAACAAGCAGUCAGUUGAACGUCUCCACUGCCGGUAAACGUCGGUAA